UAAAAUGGACGAAAGAGCAUCUACUCCAUCUCCGUCACAGAACUCGAUGGAACCCAACAGAAAAAUGGUGGAAGAAGGAGUGUCUGCUUCACAGAACUCGGUGGAAUCCAAGAGAAAAAUGGUGGAAGAAGGAGUGGCAGUUGCAGAUGGAUCUCCAUUUCCAAAAUCUCAGAAUCCCAGUGUUGUCGUUACCAUGUCUUCUUCUUCUCCCAAGAAUGAAGAUGAAAUGAAUAUGGAUUUCCAGAACAGAGCGCAGUGGCUUCGUGCCGCAGUUCUCGGCGCAAACGACGGGCUCGUCACAACGGCCUCUCUCAUGAUGGGCGUUGGAGCGGUGAAAACAGACGCAAAAACGAUGGUCAUGUCUGGACUGGCGGCGCUGGUGGCGGGUGCAUGUAGCAUGGGCAUUGGCGAAUUUGUUUCCGUACAAACGCAGCGUGACGCAGAGAUUUCUAUCCUCAAGGAAGAAAAGAAGGCCAAGAAAACAAUGAGUGCAAUUCCUUCGGCUUCUCCGUUGGUGAUUUCAAGAGAAGAAAAAGAGGGUCUUCCAAGCCCAAUUCAGGCGGCUUGCGCAUCGGCCCUUGCGUUUUCUGUGGGAGCAUUCUUUCCUCUCAUCUCUGCUGCUUUUGUAAAGGAUUAUGUUAAUAGGGUUGGGGUGCUCUCUGGGGUUUCCAGCUUGACGCUCCUUAUGUUUGGCGCCACUGGGGCUUACUUUGGGCGGUCUUCUAUUGUGAAAGGGAGUGUGAGAGUGCUGAUUGGGGGAUGGCUUGCCAUGCUGGUGACCUACGGUUUGCUCAGGCUUUUUCGUGCUACUGCAGGAGUUUGAUUGGAGUGGUUAUCUUACUGAAUGUUGUUGUUUCCCUUUGAAUUUAUUUCGUCCAUG
Messenger RNA from Cryptomeria japonica (Japanese cedar), 880 nucleotides. Its product is annotated as vacuolar iron transporter homolog 1-like. NCBI's taxonomy places the organism in Eukaryota, Viridiplantae, Streptophyta, Pinopsida, Cupressales, Cupressaceae. The coding region runs from base 5 to 823 and encodes 272 amino acids. The record is from RefSeq and is a predicted model, not a curated record. Gene Ontology annotation, cellular component: membrane. Gene Ontology annotation, molecular function: iron ion transmembrane transporter activity; manganese ion transmembrane transporter activity. The transcript has 2 exons. Gene Ontology annotation, biological process: intracellular manganese ion homeostasis.